GAGGGAGGGAGGUGGAGGGGAAGCGGGUUUAACUCCAGCCUCAGUCUCCUGACCCUCCGCCUGGAGCCCACCGUUCCCUCGGGGACAGGGCCUAUAAUUUGGUUUGUGUCUAGACAAAUAAUAACUCAGCUGGUGUGAGCGGGGAGGGCUGAGGCUAGGCCCACUAGGGAAAGGGUAGAGAGGGGCCUGGAUGCUUCCUGUCCCCUGCAGGUGGUUAGAAUUUAGGGGCCAGGUGGAGGUGGUAACUAACACGCCCUUCUCUUCCCUCUGUGAAGCCACAGUUUCUUAGAAUUCUGCACAGUCUCAGAAAUCAGCUGCUGGAAUGUUCAAAAGCAUACAAGAAAAAGCGGGGGGAGGAAAAGGAAGUGGGGCUCACCGUAUUUAGUGUACGUUCCCAUUUCUGUAAAAGAGAAAAGGGAAAUACGUAUUACUGUUUCCCGGGGAAAGAUAAAAAUCACUGAGGGUUUAAUAAUAGAUGAUGAAAGUCAUAGAACGCUUAAAAAAUCAUAGCGCAUUCUAACAAUAGAACUUUCGAAUCUUGGAAUGUGAGACUUCUAGAAUAUUGGAAACUUAGAAGGGUAGGUGCUUCCAAAGCCGCGAUGUAAUAAAUAGAAUGAAAGAAGAGUAACACUCUAGGAUGUUCUAAUAGAACAUUCAACUGCAGAGUGAACUAAGGAUAGAACCUGAAGAUCGCAGAACCGUGGGGACCCAGGAUGUCAGAGAGGCAGUCUAAGGACUGGUAUCCCUGAUGGGCAGUGUGGGUGUGGGGGGCACAGAGACCCCCUCGGUUGAAAUGGGGAAACUGAGGUGCAGUGGGGCGGCUAGGGUGGCCCGGCUGCCCCCUGGUUUCCGCUGGCCGCCAAGACACCAGGCACUGCAAAGUCAGCGUUGAAUGGACUUCAUCUAAUCCCUCAGCCCCCGCUCGGAGACCAGUCUGGAGUCCCUCCCUGCUCCCAUUCAAAGUCCCUUCCGCCACAAACUCACUUCCGAGCUAGACCUUACUCACCUCCUUCCUGUUUCCUAAGACUCCUUCCUGCAGUCUCCAGACUGAGCCUUACGUCUUUGUUUUACCCUGUGCCAGACACCUCCUUUUCCAGAACCUUCUCCAUAGUGGUGACCUUACUUACCUCUGUUUCUUUCUGGGGUCCUAGGAAAUGCCAGCACUCCCACCCGUAUUGCCUGGACUUUCCAACACUCCCUGACUGCCCUGUGUGUCCUGUCUCAACACUGUCCCAUGUAUUUCCUGUGUCUUCUAGAACAUUCCCCCACCAUUAUUCCUUCAAUACUACGGCAGUUAGGAACAUACUUCCUAACUGCCCUGCACACAUCUCCUCGCCGUUGCCCAGUGAUGCUCUCAUCUCCUCCAUAAACAAUCCCCGAGACCAAUUUUUGUGUCACCCCCAUACUCCCUCAUUGACACCGUGAUUGACUCUAUACAUAACCUCCUUGACAAACCUCUUUAUUAAUCUCGUCAUCCUCCUGAGUUCCCUCCUGUCAUAACUCCAUCCCUCCUCCAGCUUUUCCCUCUCAAGCUUUGCCCUUCCCGGCUCAGCCUAUCUGACCUCAUCUCUCUUCCCUGCCAUGUUCCCCUGAGCCUCCAAGGAAGGGGCUCAGGGGGCCCCAUGGCCUCCCGCUCCCCGUGGCCCCACAGCCCCCGUGGGCCAGGGGAAGUGCCCCAGAAGCCGAAGUGCCCACAAUGGGCAACCAGACGUGGGAGGGCUGCCACGUGGACUCGCGUGUGGACCACCUCUUCCCACCAUCCCUCUACAUCUUCGUCAUCGGCGUGGGGCUGCCCACCAACUGCCUGGCUCUGUGGGCGGCCUACCGCCAGGUGCAGCAGCGCAACGAGCUGGGCGUGUACCUGAUGAACCUCAGCAUCGCCGACCUGCUGUACAUCUGCACGCUGCCGCUGUGGGUCGACUACUUCCUGCACCACGACAACUGGAUCCACGGCCCCGGGUCCUGCAAGCUCUUCGGUUUCAUCUUCUACACCAACAUCUACAUCAGCAUCGCCUUCCUGUGCUGCAUCUCGGUCGACCGCUACCUGGCCGUGGCCCACCCACUCCGCUUCGCCCGCCUGCGCCGCGUCAAGACGGCUGUGGCCGUGAGCUCCGUGGUCUGGGCCACCGAGCUGGGCGCCAACUCGGCGCCCCUGUUCCAUGACGAGCUCUUCCGAGACCGCUACAACCACACCUUCUGCUUCGAGAAGUUUCCCAUGGAAGGCUGGGUGGCCUGGAUGAACCUCUACCGGGUCUUCGUGGGGUUCCUCUUUCCGUGGGCGCUCAUGCUGCUGUCGUACCGGGGCAUCCUGCGGGCCGUGCGGGGCAGCGUGUCUACCGAGCGCCAGGAGAAGGCCAAGAUCAAGCGGCUGGCCCUCAGCCUCAUCGCCAUCGUGCUGGUCUGCUUCGCGCCCUAUCACGUGCUCCUGCUGUCCCGCAGCGCCAUCUACCUGGGCCGCCCCUGGGACUGUGGCUUUGAGGAGCGUGUCUUUUCUGCCUACCACAGCUCACUGGCUUUCACCAGCCUCAACUGUGUGGCGGACCCCAUCCUCUACUGCCUGGUCAACGAGGGCGCCCGCAGUGACGUCGCCAAGGCUCUGCACAACCUGCUCCGCUUUCUAGCCAGUGACAAGCCCCAGGAGAUGGCCAAUGCGUCGCUCACCCUGGAGACCCCACUCACCUCCAAGAGGAACAGCACAGCCAAGGCCAUGGCUGGCAGCUGGGCAGCCACUCUGCCCUCCCAGGGGGACCAGGUGCAGCUGAAGACGCUGCCACCAGCACAGUGAACCGUGCCUGGCACAGAAGCCCCAGUCCUCCACUCUCAUCCCACAGUCCCUUCUCUCCUGGUCUGGUGUGGGCAAAUUGUAUGAAAAUGGGCUAUGUUAAUAUUCAUAAUACCAGAACUUAGGAAGAGUGAGGCAGGUGUGUCACUGGUCAACCUUCAUGGUCCCAGAUCCCAUCACAGUUUGGUAGUCACGGAGGGCCUCCUGGAAGAGGAGAUGAGUAAAUAUUUAUUUUGGAGACAUGGUCUUGCUGUGUUGCCCAGGCUGGAGGGCAGUAGUGCAAUCGUGGCUCACUGCAUCCUCCACCUCCUGAGCUCCAGCAAUCCUCCCACAUCAGCCUCCCGAGGAGCUGGGACCACCAGCGCACACCACCAUGACUGGCUAACUUUUGUACUUUUGUAGAGACGGAGUCUCACUAUGUUUCCCAGGCUGGUCUUAAAUUCCUGGGCUCCUCCUGCCUCGGCCUCCCAAAGUACAGAUGUGAGCCAUCAUGCCCGGCCAGAUGAAUUAAGUCAAAUGUUUGGUUUCCAGAAAAUAAAGACAAAUAGAGAAGGUUAGAUUUGUUUUUUUUUCCAACAAGUGGAUAAAAGUCUCUGACUCAGGGGGAAAGUGGAAAGUGCAGGAAACACAGAGUCAUGUUCGCAAAGCCCCUGGUCAUACAGGGGAGGGAACAAAAGACCGCAGUUCUAAGUUUUUCUAGAUCAACAGCGAUCUCCAAGUCAGGUCUGAGGAUGUUGAAAUCUGAGUCCCGGGCAGGCGGGGCAGAUGGCCUGGAGGAAUGAUGAGGGAAGGUCUGGGACAAGAGGAAAGGGUAUCUACCCGUCAUUCAACAGAGGUUCAUGUAGGGCGUUGUGUGGGUGGCCCUGGGGAUACAGCAGUGACUGAGACAGGCUGGCCUGGCCUUCACAGGGCUCACCAUACACAAGUAAAUAAAAAAUACGUCAUGUUUGGAA
This is a messenger RNA of Callithrix jacchus (white-tufted-ear marmoset), 3735 nucleotides long. The record is from RefSeq and is a predicted model, not a curated record. NCBI's taxonomy places the organism in Eukaryota, Metazoa, Chordata, Mammalia, Primates, Cebidae.